UACUUAUUACUGUUCCAAAGGGAAAGAGGUCUGGCGCUCGACACAUGCGUGUAAUCUCCGUUUAUAUUUAAAACUUUAGUUUGCAUUUGCUGACGACAAAUUGGAUGUACUACAGCGUUUUGAUACAACUUGGUCGGAUUCAUUGUUUUUGAAAAGGAAUUAGGAUUUGUUUUUCACAUGAAAGUGUGUGGCCCCGCACUGUGUUCUGGUGCCUCCCAUGUCCUGGCCUGCUAAGCCUCGCGUCUCCUCACUGGGCCUGGGCAAUAGCUGAACCAGGGCUGCUGCUGGUACUACUGCUGCUGGUACUGGUACCGGUGGUGGUGGGUGUCCCAACCCGGGGGCCUGGAGGAGCCCUGUCGACCUCCCAGCCACACGAAGAUGAACAAGCUGACCGGCUUCCACAAUAACAAAGCUAUGCAGGACCGCCGCUGUGUCUGUGUCUUUCUUCCCAGCGACGACACGCUUAACGUCAUCGUCAAUGUGAAGACUUUGUGCCAGGAGCUGCUCAUCCAGGUGUGUGACCUUCUCCGACUGAAGGACUGUCACCUGUUUGGACUCAGUGUCAUUCAGAACAAUGAGCAUAUCUACAUGGAGCUGGGCCAGAAGCUGUCCAAGUACUGUCCCAAGGAGUGGAAGAGAGAGGCCAGCAAGGGCAUCGACCAGUUUGGGCCUCCCAUGAUUAUCCACUUCAGGGCUCAGUAUUACGUUGAGAAUGGGAGAUUAAUAAGUGACCGCUCGGCCAGGUACUACUACUACUGGCACCUGAGGAAACAGGUGUUGCUGUCUCAGUGUAUCCAGAGAGAGGAGGCUUACUUUCUGCUGGCAGCCUUCGCCCUCCAAGCCGAUAUGGGCAACUUCAAACGCAACAAGCACUUUGGGAAGUACUUUGAACCUGAGGCCUACUUCCCCCCAUGGGUGAUAGCCAAGCGAGGCCGGGACUACAUCCUGAGACACAUCCCCAACAUGCACAAAGACCAGUUUGCCCUCACCGCCUCCGAGGCUUAUCUCAAAUAUAUCAAAGAGUGUUCCCUUCUGGAUGAUGUCACAGUCCACUACUACAGACUCUAUAAGGACAAAAAGGAAGUGGAGGCUUCUCUUACCUUAGGACUGACUCUGCGUGGAAUCCAAAUAUUCCAGAACACGGGGACAGCGAGACAGCUCCUGUAUGAUUUUCCCUGGAGCAACGUGGGCAAACUGGUAUUUGUGGGGAAGAAGUUUGAGAUCCUGCCUGAUGGUCUUCCGUCGGCCCGUAAGCUGAUCUACUACACCGGUUGUCCCCUGCGUUCCCGCCACCUCCUGCAGCUGCUCAGUAACAGCCAUCGCCUCUACAUGAACCUGCAGCCUGUCCUCAAACAGGUCCGCAGGCUGGAGGAAAACGAAGAGAAGAAGCAGUACCGUGAGUCGUACAUCAGCGAUGCGUUGGAGCUGGAUAUGGACGGGCUGGACAAGCGUUCCCGGGCCAGCGGUAGCAGUGCCGGCAGCACUGUGUCUCACCUCAAACACCUGUCUCGCCACUCUACCGCCAGCCACGGUAGCUCACACACCUCGGGCAUCGAGACAGACAGUUUCCGGGCCCCCGGAGGGGCCCCACACCGAGCCCUGAGGACUUGCAGCUCCUCAACGACUAGCCAUGGGAGCUCACACACCUCGGGGGUGGAGAGUGGGGGCAAGGAGCGCAUGUUGGACGAUGAUGAGAUUGAGAUGUUAGUGGACGACCCUAAAGACUAUGAGGAGCUCCAUGAGCUGGCCCUAGAGUUGAACCAGGACCUGUGCAUCCACAUCACUGAGGACAUGCUGACCAUGACCCCUGACCAGACAAAUGGAUAUUCAGGGCUCAUAGUGAGGACGUCAGCUCAUCCACCUCCAGUUCCUCUGAGACCGUGGUCAGAUGAGAGGCCAGAGCAUUGUGUCUCUCCUCAGGUCAGUGACAGUAAUGGCAUCUCCUGUUUGACCUCCGUGUGCAGGAAGCCUCAGACGUCAACUGACCGCCACAGCCAAUCCCUAGAUGACGUGCGUCUCUACCAGAAGGGAUGUCUCCAUUGGGCCGAGCUAUGCCAGGACACCGCCCACAGUUACACCUUCGGCUGCGCCCAGGAGCUGAGCGACAGCAGUGGUUACCAGGGCAACCUGGCCGAGCAGUGUGCUGGUAUUCGCGGUGACCAGCUUGACUGCUUCCCCAUCAAGAGGACCAGCAAGUACUUUUCCCUGGACCUGACCAGCGAAGAGGUCCCAGAGUUUGUGGUGUGA
This is a messenger RNA of Salvelinus sp. IW2-2015, 2247 nucleotides long. The record is from RefSeq and is a predicted model, not a curated record. NCBI's taxonomy places the organism in Eukaryota, Metazoa, Chordata, Actinopteri, Salmoniformes, Salmonidae.